Serendipita indica DSM 11827 is the source of this 1599-nucleotide messenger RNA. Lineage: Eukaryota; Fungi; Basidiomycota; Agaricomycetes; Sebacinales; Serendipitaceae. The record is from the annotation of a GenBank genome assembly.
AUGCCAAAGGCAAGCCUCGAUACCUUCUACCUCGCAAAUCACCGACUCUAUGUGCAGUAUAGCAAGACGAUCUUAAGGAAUCCAUACAUCGUCGGAUCUUUCGCAUGUAUCGGAGGGGGGUUGUUCGGACUCGACAUCUCCUCGAUGUCCGGUGUCUUGACGGCAGGUACAUUCCAUCUCACUUCUUCAACGCUCAACAAGGAUCCCGGACCAAAUGCCCAAGGUGGUAUCGUCGCCUCAAUGCCUGCGGGUAGUUUGGUAGGCGCUCUCGCGGUUGGAAGGCUUGCGGAUAUCCUGGGUCGGAAGAAGACGAUCCAGCUUUCAGGUAUCAUCUGGGUCAUCGGAAGCAUCCUCCAAUGUGCUGCCGUGAACAGGGGGAUGCUCGUUGCUGGUCGCCUGAUUUCUGGAAGCUCCGUCGGGAUUGCAUCCGCCACUGUGCCUUUGUACCAGGCGGAGAUCACUGCUGCGCAUAUCCGUGGACGGAUGAUCAGUCUUCAACAGGCACGUGCUUUUAUAAGCCAGAUUCGUUUACUUAACAGCGUCGUAGUGGUCAAUUACGUGGGGAAUAUGAUCCCUGCGAUUGUGCUUUCUAUCGGAAUGACGUGGUUUCCGGAAUCCCCUAGAUGGCUCAUCGAUCAUGGCCACGAAGACGAAGCCCUGGAGAUCUUAGCAGAGGUUCAUGGAAAAGGAAACCCCGACGCCGAGCUCGUGCAACUUGAAUUCACAGAAAUCAAGGAUCAAGUAGAGUUCGAGAAGAAAUAUGGCGCCAAGUCCUAUAAAGAUCUCCUGGAACCAAAUGUACUACGCAGAUUGACGCUUGCAACGUCCCUUCAGGCUUGGUCUCAGCUUACAGGGAUGAACAUUAUGAUGUACUACAUCACUUAUGUGUUCAUUGGGGCCGGUCUUACUGGUCGUCGAGGAAAUCUUAUUGCGUCUAGUGUCCAAUACGUUCUCAAUGUUGCAAUGACUCUUCCAGCAAUUAUCUACAUCGAUAAAUGGGGCCGUCGUCCCAUGCUACUUGCCGGCCUCCUUCUUAUGGGUUUCUGGCUGUUCCUUGUCGGAGGCCUUCAAGGCAUGUAUGGCCAGUGGGGCACCGUGGAUGGAGAUCGUGUCUGGGUAAUCACGGGAAAUCAAAGCAUCACCAAAGGUGUCAUCGUAUGCUCGUACUUCUUUGUAUGCAGUUUUGCGAUCACGAUGGGUCCUUGCAGUUGGACAUAUGCUUCAGAGAUUCACCCUCUACGCGUGAGAGCUAAAGCAGUAUCUUUGGCGACUGCCUCGAACUGGAUCAUGAACUGUGUACUGGCAUGGGCCGUUCCUCCAGCACUGUCUUCUAUUUCCUAUAAGACGUAUUACAUUUUUGGAGGAUUCAACUUCGCGGCAUUUAUUCACGUGCUGUUCAUGUUUCCAGAGACAUGUGGAAGAAGUUUGGAGGAGAUUGAAGAAGUGUUCUCGCAAGGACAUGUGUUCACAGCUUGGAAGAUCAAGAGGGAUGUAGGGAAGAAGACGCUGCAAGAUGUAAAGGGAGCUCAUGGCAUGCAUCAUGCAGAACAUCCGGAACCCGAUUACAAGGGAUCCCAAGAAUUGCAGGAAAAGGUGUAA